This is a messenger RNA of Fusarium vanettenii 77-13-4, 678 nucleotides long. RefSeq lists its product as uncharacterized. Gene Ontology annotation, cellular component: kinesin complex. NCBI's taxonomy places the organism in Eukaryota, Fungi, Ascomycota, Sordariomycetes, Hypocreales, Nectriaceae. The record is from RefSeq and is a predicted model, not a curated record. The coding region runs from base 1 to 678 and encodes 225 amino acids. The transcript has a single exon. Gene Ontology annotation, molecular function: protein binding.
AUGGAGACGCUUGAUGCCUUAGAUCUCCUUGGACGAGUUUUGACCUGCCAAGGAUUCUAUGCUCAGGCUGAGAAGCUGCACCUACGAACAUUCAAGUUUAGUAAGGUCAUGUUAGGAGACGAGCAUCCAGACACCCUGGCGAGCAUGGACAGCCUGGCGUUGACAUUCUGGAACCAAGGCCGAUUGAAGGAGGCGGAAGGGCUACAGGUAGGAGCGAUGGAGACGAGGAAGAGAGUGCUAGGAGAGGAACAUCCCGAUACGCUGGCGAGCAAGAAUAACCUGGCGUCGACAUUCAGCAACCAAGGUCGAUGGAAGGAGGCAGAAGAGCUACAGGUAGGAGUGAUAGAGAUAAGGAAGAGAGUGCUAGGAGAGGAGCAUCCCGAUACGCUGGCGAGCAAGAUUAACCUGGCGUCGACAUUCAGCAACCAAGGUCGAUGGAAGGAGGCAGAGGAGUUACAGGUGGGAGUGAUAGAGACGGCGAAGAGAGUGCUAGGAAAGGAGCAUCCCGAUACGUUGAUUGGCAUGCACAAUCUGGCCCUCACCUGGAGAGGCCAGGGCCGUACCAGAGAUGCUUUAGAUCUGAUGCGAAGCUGCGUUGUCCUACGAGAGCGAGUGCUUGGUACAGACCAUCCGCAUACAGCAAAAUCGGUGGUAGCCCUCGCUAAGUGGAAAAUAUGA